This is a messenger RNA of Pseudo-nitzschia multistriata, 2762 nucleotides long. The record is from the annotation of a GenBank genome assembly. NCBI's taxonomy places the organism in Eukaryota, Bacillariophyta, Bacillariophyceae, Bacillariales, Bacillariaceae.
UUAAUUUGUUCAUGGCAUCCUGUUCCUGGUCAAAGAGCACCUCUUACUCCCUAGAGUAUAGAACGGAGAAUUGAUUCGGUGCUAACAUUCUACUGCUUUAUAAUCUGCUGUGCCAUGAUCGAAGUCGCCGUGAUUGGUGCCGGUUCGGCCGGACUGGUAACGGCACGCCACCUACUAGCCAGUGGCCUGAAAUGCUGCAUUUUCGAAGCGACCUCCACCAUCGGGGGCGCCUGGUCGUGCCCGCCUUCGCCGCCAUCGAUUACGCCUCACGAUGCUUCCGAUGGGAUGAUGUGGAAGGGGCUCCACACCAAUCUUUCCAAGCACMCCUGCCGCUUUUCGGAUUUYCCCUGGCCCGACGACACGCCGACGUUUCCGUCGAAAGAGGACAUGGAUAGCUAUCUAACCUCCUAUGCCAACGAAUUCUUCCUUGUUGAUUGCAACAAAGACAAAGAGGAYGAGAAAAGCAGCGRCAAUGAWUCUUCGUGUUCACUUCUGUACGAUUGCAAUGUCACUAAGAUCUCGCCGAUCGUUGGAUCUUCUCCUGCCGAUGACCAGCAGUACCGGGUGGAGUGGACGGACUCGGUUCACCAAACAAAGCACUCUAAGGAAUUUGGAGGAGUCGUCAUCGCAACAGGAUUUUUCUCCAGACCCAAGUACCCCUCGGGUUUUCUUCCAGAAAUACUUGGGAAAAUGAACCGCAACGACGACAGCAAUGCGGAUCGCCGAAUGAAGAUCUUGCAUUCCAAGGACUAUGGCUCCCACGAGCUCUUUGCUACGAAGAGCGAAAAGGUUGUGGUGGUUGGAUCGUCGCACUCGGCGUUAGAAAUCGCUGUCGAUGUUUCCAAAUCGGUGGACAAGGACGUUCCCGUCACGGURGUCAUGCCCACAAUUCCGUGGGUAGUCCCCCGGUAUGUACCGGAUCCGGCUGCCACCAGCCCCAGCUUUUUGCCUAUCGACCUGGCCUUUUAUCGCCGACAAAACAGCAAGGAAGAGUGUACCUUUCUGACACCCGAUUCCUGCCGCAAGCGUCACGAGGGKCUCCGGGCGAUUCUGGGAUCGCGGCAAGACUCGAUCCUACCGGUUCCGAGSRAUUCAUUCGGGGAAGCCCCAACGGUGGCCGUGAGCGAUUAUUUCUUGGACCUAGUGGCCGACGGAAGGAUCGAGGUCAUUCACGGGCGUGUAGAGGGCACGACCGACGAUGGAGAGGGAUUGAGGAUUGCCCGGGCCGAUAGCGCAGGCAGCGAUGCGUCGGUUAUGCUGCCAGGCGUGUCUUCCGUAAUUUGUUGCACGGGGUUUCUGCCUGAUCUGGAAUCGUGCUGUGGUCCUCUCGAGGACGGCUCCUCGGAAUCCGAGCCWYUAUCAAUAUUGAAGACCGUCGACUACGAUUCGACCAAUCCGUUCGCUCCCAUGACGACGUACCUCGAAACUCUUCACCCCAAUCUUACCAAUUUUGCCUUUGUGGGGAUGUACCGCGGUCCGUACAUGGGAGCCGUCGAAUUGCAGGCCCGUUUGGCCGCCGGUGUUUUAAGCAAAAAAGUUUCCAUUYCCGAGGAGGAUUUCGAUAAAGGGCUGGAAAUUUCCGAGAGGAUUCGCAAUCCAGAAGAUUCGUCUCUUCGCCCUCAAUUCCCUCGCUUUGACUACAUCGGAUUUAUGGACUCACUGACGGGAUCACUGUUUUCAUCCGGUAGCACAAGGGAGCAAGCGCCUUGKUUCCCGGCCCAGUAUGACCUCACAGAGGGAAGCAUGGUYACCCCAGCCUUUUACCAGCCCRAUCAAGGCAUAGCGGAUCUGGCUCGACACGAUCUCGACCAAGAAAUCGAGAAAGGAACGAACGGACAYCACCUCCCCCGUGUAGUGACGAGUGCUUUGAUCGGRUCUUGGUCGUUCGAGCGAAAUAUUCUCCAUUUUUCCGGUGGCGGCAGAACCAUUGCCCAGCGGCAAUACAUACACGGGAAGGUACGUUAUUCUCGAUCCAAAGACCUCGGCCAYGUGUUGUACAGAGAAGAUGGCCUCUUCGAAAUAUCCGAAUCGAAAUCCCUCCCGGUCUUUCGAGAGUACGAGUACGUGUGCUCGAGAGACGAGGACGGCGGUGGGGGGGCCCUCGAGCUCUAUUUUGUUGAAGGAGGAAAGCGCACAUAUAUUUUCYUGAGCCUCAAGUUUCAGCACCAAGACAAGGAUGGCUACUGGGUUGCCACCAACGAUCACCUCUGCAUAAAAGACCUGUACAAGGCAAACUUUCGAAUCAAACUCRACGGGCUCGCAGCGACGGAAGUCAUCAUCACGUACCGUGUUAAGGGACCUGCCAAGGACUACGAAUCAACGACGRUAAUGAGACCCCAAUAAAAGUACUUCGUAUUUGWAGAUGAAAAGUCUAGGCUUGAAGCUAAAGUUUGUUCUUUUUAGCUUGCACUUUCUMCUAUCACARCGCGAACGUUGUUAUGAAGAAWUUUUUGGUAGACUACUUCUCAUGAUUACUCGAAAAGAACGACAAUUUAAUYCAGUUCAAUGGAGUUCAUGUGCUCUCCAUGAUSCUUCGUUUCGCAUCGCAUGGUUMAAUAAACGAYAGGUUCGUAAUCGAUUGUUUCUGAUCAAACAAUGGUUUUCAUUGCGAAUARAGUUGACUUCACCGCAAGUUGCAAGGAUAGCCAYUGGCGUAAACGAAUGAUUGCGUCAGAAGGAAAAGAAGGUAUUCAGGACGUCCAUUGCAGCGAGAGGUGCAUAUAGAACACCCUGGCCUAGAAWAAUACAAAUUAUCACAUAGA